AUUUAGCUUCCAGAGAUUGCGAUUGCGUAUCCACGGGUCGCGCCUUAACUUUGCGCCAUGCUUUUCUAUAUAAGAGGCACAUAUGGCCCAUUCCAGGGCUUGACGAUAGCCUUCUCAUCGAACCAGUCAAUGACUUAACCUUGUGUUCUGUCUAUAACAAACAUGCAAGAUAAUCACCUACGUCGCUCAAGCGAUGCAGCUCGGACCCUCUCAGGGUCUGGGCAAGACACAGAUUACUUGGAUUUACCCGUGCGCCAAGUCACCCGCGAUGCCAAUUUAGAAGAAUACACAACAGAAACCGCUGCGGGUCAAAUCAUCAAGCCCGUUCGAUCCGCUGCUUCAGGGAAAAUGGAGGAUUGGAAGCUAGUAACGUUCACCAUUGACGACCCGGAAAACCCGAAGAAUUGGUCCAAGGCAUUCAAAUGGUAUUGUACCAUGGUGGUUGCUUUCACUUGCUUCGUCGUCGCCUUCGCAAGUAGUGUUAUUACGGCCGAUAUAGAAGGCCCAGCUGAAGAGUUUGGCGUCUCGCGAGAAGUCAGUCUGGUUGUCGUCACGGUCUUUGUCAUUGGUUUUGGUGUUGGUCCAAUGGCGUUCGCACCCAUGUCAGAGAUGUUUGGUCGUAGGCCGGUCUAUGCCCUCACACUCCUCAUAGCGGUCAUCUUCAUCAUUCCUUGUGCGGUGUCCAAGAAUAUUGGGACUCUCAUCGUGUGCAGAGCAAUUGACGGCAUUGCUUUUAGCGCCCCGAUGACUCUAGUUGGUGGUACUUUAGCGGAUCUGUGGAAAAACGAAGAGCGGGGUGUCCCCAUGGCGGCCUUCUCCGCAAGCCCCUUCCUUGGUCCCGCCAUUGGUCCGCUCGCCGGUGGCUACCUGGCUGAUGCCGCGGGGUGGAGAUGGCUCUACUGGCUGAUGUUGAUCCUGGCCUUCGUCUCCUGGGUGAUGAUCACCUUCACUGUGCCCGAAACCUAUGCUCCAACGAUAUUGAAACGGAGAGCCAAGAAACUCAGGAAGACACAGAACGACCCCAAGUACGUCACUGAAACGGAACUGGAUUCUCGGCCGCUGAGUGAGAAACUGCGCAUAUUCUUCUUCCGCCCAUUUCAGCUUUUGUUUCUGGAACCCAUCGUUUUGUUCAUCUCAAUCUACAUGUCCGUGCUCUAUGGCCUGCUGUACAUGUUCUUCGUUGCGUACCCAAUCGUGUAUCAGGGUGGAAAAGGCUGGAGUGCCGGAUCUACUGGUCUUAUGUUCAUUCCCCUAGCCAUUGGUGUCGUCAUGAGCGCGGCUUGCUCUCCAUUUAUCAACAAGCACUAUCUAUCGCUAUACCCAAAGUAUGGCGGAAAGCCCCCAGCAGAGGCACGCCUGAUCCCUAUGAUGUUCUCGUGCUGGUUUAUUCCUAUUGGACUUUUUAUCUUCGCAUGGACAUCGUACCCGCAGAUUCACUGGUUUGGACCUGCCGUCGGUGGCUGGCCAGUGGGUUUCGGCUUUAUUUUCCUGUACAACUCGGCAAACAACUACCUUGUCGAUACGUACCAGCACCAGGCAGCAUCUGCCCUUGCCGCAAAGACUUUUCUCCGGUCCAUAUGGGGAGCGUCAACGGUGCUCUUUACUGAGCAGAUGUAUGACCGAUUGGGUGACCAGUGGGCCAGUACAUUGCUGGCUUUUAUUGCCUUGGCCUGCUGCGCCAUUCCUUAUGUUUUCUAUUUCAAGGGCGAGUCUAUUCGCCGCUUCUCGCGAUAUGCCUACAACGAAGAUGAAGAGAAUACCAGCAAGGUCGAGAAGAGCUAAAAGCGUUUUUCUCCAGGAGAACCCGGCACAUAGUUUCCAUGCCACAAAAUUUAUUUCUACAAUGAACUAGACAUAGAUUUCCUGUGUCCUCGAUGGCGGGUUGGGGUUUCGGAAUUUCGACAGAAUUGGCAGCUGAGACGUUGGUUGGAGUUUACGAGUGACAUGUUUUGAAAGCCUGGAUUAAAAAUAAUAUGACUAAUAUAGAUACGCACCGAGAUAUGUUUAAUAAAACUUUUAUUGAGAGAA
Molecule: messenger RNA, 2028 nt
Organism: Aspergillus caelatus
Lineage: Eukaryota; Fungi; Ascomycota; Eurotiomycetes; Eurotiales; Aspergillaceae
Product: MFS transporter
Exons: 4
Coding region: 163-1782 (539 amino acids)
Biological process (GO): transmembrane transport
Molecular function (GO): transmembrane transporter activity
Source: RefSeq, a predicted model, not a curated record